AUGGACCGUACUGUGUCGUCUUUUCUUCAGCAUCUCAUCGUGGAAAAGGGCUUCUCCCAGAACACCAGCUCCGCCUACCGCAAUGAUCUCUCCCAGUUCAUAGAGUUCCUCCAGCAGAACGGCUUUGAUGCCGGAAGGCGUCAGGACCCCUUCGAUUGGAGCCAGGUCGACAUAGAUACCCUGAACCGCUACAUCACCGACCUGAAGGAACGCAAGGGCUACCGCAACGCCACCGCCGCCCGGAAAGUCGCCUCAGUAAAGUCCUUCUUCGGCUUCCUGGCCGAAAACGGCAUCAUCACCGAGGACCCCACAGAAUCCAUUGGGACCCCCAAGGUGGGCCGCUCGCUCCCGGAAUACUUGACAGAAGAUGAGGUGGCCCGGCUGCUUGAUGAAGGCUACAAGCAUGGCACCAACGAGGGGCAGCGCGACGCCGUCAUGAUGGAGUUGCUAUACGCCACCGGCCUGCGGGUGGGCGAGCUCGUCUCCCUGAAUACUUCCGACGUCAACCUGGAAGAGUCCUAUGUUCGCUGCUUGGGGAAGGGCUCCAAGGAGCGCAUCGUGCACCUGUAUCCCAAGGCGGCCCAGGAGCUGCAGAACUACAUGAGGCACGCCCGCAUGGCCAUGCUGGGCAAGCGGAAGGAUGAAGAGGCCCUGUUCGUUAAUCACAGGGGAGAGCGCCUGACACGCCAAUGGGUCUGGUCGGUACUGAAGACCCGAUGCCCACGGGCCGGGUAUCCGUUUUUUAGGCCCCCUACCCUGCGGCACAGUUUCGCCACCCACCUGCUGCAGAACGGCGCGUCGCUGCGACAUGUGCAGGAGCUGCUCGGCCACUCCAGCAUAUCCACCACGCAGGUGCGUCACCCACCUGACCUCUACGUACGGAAGAUGUACGAGAGAAGCAGGUCCGAUCUGCACCGCCCUGCUAAACGAAAGAAAUUGGCCCCGCCGGUAAGGCGGGGCCAAUUUCUUUUGUACAGUCUUCGAAGCAGGACGGAUGAAGUCGGCCAUGAGGGUGGGAGCGAGACCUCCCACGCCUGGCGUAUGGCGCAGGCCUCUCCACGCUUUCAGAACAAACGAAGCAACGAUAGCGCUCCCAUUUAG
Geodia barretti is the source of this 1101-nucleotide messenger RNA. The record is from the annotation of a GenBank genome assembly. NCBI's taxonomy places the organism in Eukaryota, Metazoa, Porifera, Demospongiae, Tetractinellida, Geodiidae.